Molecule: messenger RNA, 864 nt
Organism: Adineta steineri
Lineage: Eukaryota; Metazoa; Rotifera; Eurotatoria; Adinetida; Adinetidae
Source: the annotation of a GenBank genome assembly
AUGGCAUCAGGACGCGGUCAUGGUAGUAUGUCAUUGAGCAUGAAAUUCCUCCGACUCCUUAUUGUUCUCUUUAAUAUGGCAUUUAUUGUUAUUGGUUUAGCAGUACUUGCUAUUGGUGUUUAUUGUAUUAAAGAUCCUCAAAUGCAAACACUUGGUGCCGUUCUUAAUCCUAACCUAACAUCAACAUAUUCUCAAAGUUUCGCAAAUUUUAAAGCAUUUGCAAUUGCAUUGGUUGCUAUUGGUGGUGUUUUAUUAUUUAUUGGAUUUCUCGGUUGUUGUGGAUCUAUAAAAGGUUUUCGAUUUUUACAUGUUAUGUAUGCAGUUAUUCUUGGUUUAAUAAUUAUUGCUGAAGUUGCACUUGUUAUUGUGUUUUUGGCAUAUCAACAACAAUUUCGAGCUAAAACGAUUCCUAAACUUCAAAAUGCAAUUGCUACAUAUUAUGUUGGUACACCCAUUGAUAAUACAACAGUUGUUAAUUCAGUUUCACUUUCAUGGGAUUUUGCUCAAUUUAAUUUACAAUGUUGUGGAGCUGUAGGUCCAUCUGAUUUUGUAGCAGCUAAAAAUUGGACUCGAACAAAUCCAUAUCCACCAGCUGCUCCACUAUUAGUUCCAUUUACAUGUUGUCCAUUAGGCGCAGCUAAAAGUUGGACACAACUACCAACAAAUUUAUCUUCAGCAGUUAACUGUGCAACAACAAGUGCAAAUGCUUAUACUGUUGGGUGUUAUGAUCGUUUAGUUAGUAUAUUUGCAACAUAUAAAAAUUAUGCUAUGAUUGUUGGUAUUAUUGUUGGUGUCAUAGAAGUACUUGCUCUUGUUUUUGCUCUUCUUCUCUUUCGUCGUAAAGAAGAUUACGAUACUUUGUGA